AUGAGUCUACUUGGCUCAUUAUUAGCGUAUCAGUCAUUUUCUAGGUUUUUUCCGAGGCUUUUCAGACCUUUUAUAGUUCUAUCUAGGAACACAGGACACCCAUUUCUUCACCAGCACCAACAUGGCAGUCCUUCGAGGAAUUUCUGGACCGAGCAUUUUUUGUCUUCAGCGGAGCUCUCAGAAAAGAAUACAGACCAAGAAGGGGUGCCUCAAGCUCACGAAAGGACAAUCUUCGUCACCAGCUUUAAACAGCCGAUAACGGAAGAAAGUCUUCGUGAGCACUUUGCUCAGUUCGGUGAGAUUGAACGUUUCAAGUGGGCGCUAACAAAAACCACCAAGAGAUCUCGGGGAUUUGCCCAUAUAACGUAUAAGAAUGAUGAUGAUUUCGUGAACGUCCUUCGUCAACCUCACGUAAUGGGUGGCCGUCAUCUGGUUGUUCAAAAAAGCCGCCCGAUAUCACAACAGUUUGAAAAAACGCCUUUUGUCCAGGUGCGAAAUGUGGAUUCCACUAUGACAAAAGAACAGAUGACGGAACACUUUUCAAAAUAUGGUUUCGUAAGGGCGAUCGAUUGGCCAGUUGACAUCUUAGCCAACACCAAACGUGACUUUUGUUUUGUCCAGUUUUCAUGUGCUGAUGAAGCAGAGUUAGCCUGUAAAGAUGUAAACCAAAUUCUUUGCCACCAGGAAGUUCAAAUUCAGAAGAGUAACUCAAAAAUGUGCACAUCCCUUACUAAAAGCAACAGGAUUGUUGUUUCUGCUGAUGCUGCGAUCGAAGCAGUUGUGUUAUAUUUUGGAAGGUUUGGAAAGAUCAGGUCAGCCUGGGCAAAUUAUAACAUUGGUACAAAUCCAAUGUUCUCGCUUUUGUUUGAAGAUGAACAUACUGUACAUGAAAUAAGUAAACAGACUCAUUUCAUUAACAGUCAAGAAAUUUUCCCAUCACGGGGUUUACCCAAACCUACUCUUGCGUAUCCUUUUGAGAAGAAGAUUUUUGUUAGUGAGCUGCCAAAAAGUGUCACAAAGGAAGAUGUUAUCAAAUACUUCCGUCAAUUUGGAAGUGUCCAACAUGUGCAGUUUUCUGAAGAUCGUGGGUCAGGGGAGAAAGUGAACUGUACUGUGACUUUCAUGACACUUCAAGAUGUCAAUAAAGUGAUGGUUGAAGAAGAACAUAACAUAAAUGACAAGAAAAUACAAAUUCGCCGUUUUGGAUAUCGAAAAGUUGAUGAUGCAACAAUAAACAUCAUAAAUGCUACCAGCUCUUUUGCAGGUUGACUGUCUGUGGAUAUUGCAAGUAGUCUUAGGUUUUUCUUUCAUCUUUAGUAAGUGAUAAUUUGCCACCAUAGAUAAUACCAUCCAUAAUGGCCACACUUGUUAAAAGUUAUAUCUAGAAAGAAUUCUUGAAAAGUUGAUGUAAUAUAUCAAACAUGAGAUGCAGUGUUUCAUCACCAGAUGAAACACCGAGAAGAGAGUUGAAAAUACGACGCGUAGCGGAGUAUUUUUGACGAACUGCGGCGUGUUUCAUCUGGUGAUAAAACUCUGUGUCGAAUGUUUGAUAUUUCUUCUCAAACAAAAUCAUUUUUGAAGGAGAAAUUAAGGAUGCAAAAAUGAGCAGUUUUUCAUCUGAUAUCCAAACACUCAUUAAACAUUAAUUUCCUCUGAAUUUUCUUUAUGAAUUAUUAAUGAGUUUGAGAAGUAAGAUUAAAAAGUACCUGAUUUUUCCUGUAUGUAGCGAUUUUAAUUUUCUAAAAACUUUAGAUGAAUAUAAAGACCUAACGUGACCUCUUAAACCCUACAAAUCUACCUAACAGGGCACGUAAUCUGGGAAUUUUAAAGGAACCUGACAAGACACUUAAGUGGUAUUUACAUGACGAAGAAGUCUUUGAACGAAAACCGCAGACUGACCUGGCUGGAAAGCGAGGAAAUGCGAAGGUGAAAAUAGAAAAAGAAGAGCUGGAGAAAGUUCAGAAACAAACCAGGUUUACGAUAAAACAAACCCAGAUGUCUCUUGCAUGUCUUCGUCCCAGAAUCUUUGCGGCUGUUUCCUCGGAAGGAGUGAAAGGCUUGUUCUCUUCCUUCAUGUGGAAUCCAAUAUGGCGCCGUCCAUUAUUUCUAGGGUUCGCGUGGCAUCAAGAAAACCAGUCUUCUUCCUCUGAGAACGAAGCAACGAAUUGCCGAAAACUUUUUAUCAGGAAUUUGAAAUUCAAAACCAAAAAGUACGAUUUAGAGGAGUAUUUUUCUUCAUUUGGCGAUAUUGAGGAGGUUGAGUUACCAGUUACUAAAGUCACUGGUAGAUCCAAGGGAUUCGCUUUUGUAACAUUCCAGGAUGAAUCUGCGGCUAAACGCGCUUUAAACCAUCCUCAUACAUUUCAGGGCCGUGAGUUAAGUCUUGCCUAUGCUACAGAUAAUCCUCCACCUGCACAAUGCAGAACUAACGUGAUAUGUGUGAAGAAUGUUACACCGGAGAUCGACCGAGAACAAAUUAUGGAACAUUUCUCCAGUUUUGGCGCAGUCCUUGCUGUAGAUUUACCAGUCGAUCCUACCACAAACAAAAGACAUCCUUACUGUUUUGUUCACUUCACAUACGAAGAAGAAGCUGAGGAGGCGGUUAAAAAUCGAAUCCAAGCUUUGGGGAAUUGCUCCGUGGAAAUCAGGAAAAGUCUGGCCCGAAUGUCUCCAACGUUUACUGAUAAAAUUGUUGUGUAUCCCCCGGAAGAUAGUACAGUCAAUUCAAUAAGAAAUUACUUUGAGAACUUUGGCACAAUUUUGUCAGUUGUGUUGAAUUUUGUUUUGGUUAGUGACGACCCUCAACCAAGAUUAGUUGCACGAGUUCUAUUUGACAACAGUAAUACUGUAAACAAUGUCAUGAACCAAGCCCAUGUAAUCAAAAGUAAUCCUGUUGUAGUGAUUCGCGGGGACCAAACCAGUAAAUUCCAAGACACAGCCGACAGAAGAAUAUUCAUUGAUGGUCUACCAUCUUGGGUCACUGAGAGGGAUAUCAAGAAAUACUUUUCACAGUUUGGUUUUGUUACGUUAUGUCAUUACUUGCAGGACCCAGAAACUGGUGGUAAACUUAACUGGUGUCUGCUUGCAUUCAAUUCCCCUACUGGAGUACACAAAACAAUGAGAAUAAAAGAGCAUCAGAUUGGAGGAGAGACAGUUAGAGUGCGACGCAAAGGCUGGCAGAGUGAAAGGAUAAGCAGUUUGAUGAAGCACAAAACUGAUUUCCAUUAUUAACUGCACAGAGUCAUGUCUGACAAUCAAAGCAACAAAAUGGUCACAGACCUGUCUUUUCUUGAAAAUUGAUUUGUUAUUGAAAAAUAAAUUAAUGACAAUCUAUCUGUCCUAGAGUAGACUGCUAGGAGUCUUCUUUAUCUUUAAAGGCAGAGGUAUAUCACACAUCCCGUGCAAGUGACACAGCCAUGAGAUACCUGGCCAUCUCUUGUUACACAUUGCAACUUGCAAACUUGGAAGACAAAACAAGAGACUCCUCACAGCCUAUCCCAGGAAGUUUUGCUGAAAAUGCUAUUAGUUACUGGUAA
Molecule: messenger RNA, 3536 nt
Organism: Porites evermanni
Lineage: Eukaryota; Metazoa; Cnidaria; Anthozoa; Scleractinia; Poritidae
Source: the annotation of a GenBank genome assembly